CACAUUUCCGGCCAUUCACGCACAAUCUAGGUGUAACUAGCAGAUAGUCGUCUUUUUAGCUGGUUCAGUAGAGCUGCUCGUGACGCAGACUGAAAGGCUGUUUUGUGUAAAUACGAGUGAAAAGGAAAUAUAGCUCAAGGUUAAUCCUGAUUCCAAGCUUUCCAGUUUGACGUUUCGAAAUCCUCGAGUUCGGUAACCAGUCCAACCCUGUGACCAGGCUAUCUAUUUAACUCAGUUUAUUUUCCCUCUGGCCGUUGAAUUUAAACAAAUUUCCUCUUGCAUCAUUGAAUUGAAGAAGUUGGAGUGGAAAUAACCGAGCAAACAAUGUGUGAGACGAGGAGCUGCAGUCUGUUCAUCCUUCUGCUGUGUGUCAUCAAGGUUGCAGAAAUCCGAGCUCAAUGUGGCAAACACUCUGUUGGCGAAAACAUGAAUUACAACCCUGCUCAAAUGAAUGAAUACCCUGACGGAUCCACUGUAACAUUCAGUUGUUUAACUGGAUAUGUGCCUGUUGAUUCAGGAGCUUCCAGGUCAAUCACCUGCAGAGGAAAUCAGUGGACUACACUAGACCUUAAGUGCAAAAAAAGGUCCUGUGGAAAUCCGGGUGAGGUGACAAAUGGAAGAUAUUUAACUCCAGAUGGAAUUGAAUUUGGUGCAAUAAUCACUGUUGAGUGUAAUGAGGGACAUAUGUCCGUUGGAAUCAAAACUAGAAGGUGUCUGGUUGAUGGUUGGGAUGGGAGAGCUGCAGUUUGUGAACAGACGAAAUGUUUACCACCUUCUAAAAUAGAGAAUGGAGCAUAUGAUGAAGAGGACAAAUCUUAUGGUUAUAAUGAAGUAGUCACAUACUCUUGUAGUGAAGGUUACACUCUUAUUGGAGAAUCAUCAAUAACCUGUUCUUCUAAUGGAACAUUUCAGCCUCCUCCUCCUCAGUGUUUAUGGAUAACAUGUGAAAAACCUGACGUUAAAAAUGCAAUUAGAGUUGGAGGAAAAGGAUCAUCCUACGGCUAUAAAGAUUUUGUCGAAUACAAGUGUAUUGAAGGUUACGAUAUAAAAGGAGACGGUUACCUCGUCUGCGAUGUAAAUGGAUGGAAUCCACCUCCUCCUCAGUGCCGCAGUCCACCCCCACCUAACCCCCCAACCAAACCCCCAACUAAACCCUCAACUCCACCCCCAGGUCCAACUCCACGUCCAGGUCCAGGUCCAGCUCCAUCCCCAGGUCCAACUUCACCCCCAGGUCCGGGUCCAGUAAUUGGAAUUGGAAUUGGAAUUGGGGUUACGGCUGCCAUUCUGGUAUUGAUUGGAGGAAUAGUGUAUUUCAUGAAGAGGGGCACUGCCUGGGGAAAAGUACCCACUAGAAAUGAAGGGGGAGCAUAACACCAUCACUGUCCUGAACAUAGUCAUAGUGAACACUAUCUGACUGAUUCGAAACCUCUGGCUUUCCUGCUUCCUGUUGGACUGUAUAGAUUCCUAUUAUGCUGAUGGACACCUAGGAAUGAUCAGAGCUCCGGUUUAGUUAUUUAUUCUUAGAGUUUUUGCCCACCGGAUUGUGUAAAUGUGUUCUUUAAAUUAAGAUUGCUUUAUGCCUUGAAGCAGGGGUUUCUAACCAUUUUAACAAUAUGGACUGGACUGCAAGUCAUAACAAAUUGAUUUUUGUUUGUAUAUUUGUUGUGGUGAUGGGAGAACCAAUCAUCACUAAUGUUUAGUAGGCUGUAAUGAUAUGAUAUGAUUUUGUGAUCUUUGGUAGAGAUAAUGAUAAUGAGAGAGGACCAAAUUAAUAUAAUUAGUGCUGAUUUUUUGUGGUCACAAAUGUGAAUGUAAAGAGCAAAAGCAGUGGCAUGUUGAAUGUUCUGAAAGGUUAUUUCUAGUUUUUUCUUCAUUAAGGUUAGUCCUCGCCAAUGGAAAGUGUAAUGCUCUCACAGUGCCAUUGUUGUGGCCAAAUGGUUGGGAAUCUCUGCUUUAUGAGGUUAUGUGACUAAUAAUUUGAGCUAAAAAUUAAUAGUUAUUAAAAAGUAGUGUGAGUGCUUAAGUGGUAUUGCUUAUGCUCUUAAAUAUUUCCUGUUCUACAGCAUAGCUCAAACAAAAGUAUUUAAAUGGAUUUGGCCUAAUAUCUGGUCCAUAUAACAUACAAUUUCAAUUAGGGCCAUUUUUAAGUGGCCUUAUCCCUGUCUUUUGUAUAAUAUUUACUUUUCAGCAGCUAAUCAUCAAAACUAAAGGUUUUACUUGAGACACAAGAAACAAGAUUCAGAUCAAUUAACCAGAACGUCUUAAUGUACUUUGCAUUUAAAAAAAUUUCAUCUUCUGUCAUGUUCACAAAAUGCACUCAGUAACACAGAACACUGUUAAUUUGGAACAUGUGCUGCUAACUUGUGCCUGCUGCAUCUAAAUUAAACAUAUAAUGAGUGAAUGUGCCACAGCGUGCCACAGGUCGGGUCAAAGGAGCAGUAUUGAACAUGACAAUGCACUGUUUUAUUAGUUAACAUGACUUGUAGCUGUAGUGCUAUACAGAAACAAUUAGAAAUGAUUCUCAUAGGCAGACUAGUUUUGCUAUUUAAAAUUGAAACAAAACACAACUUGCUAUUUAGCAAGUGAACUCCCUGACUAUAAUUUAAUAGUCUUUCAAUUUUUUAUAAUAUUUAUAAGUCUAAAGAUUGUGUUUUAAAAUUUGACUGUUACAAGGAACACGUUAAAAAAAAAAAAAAAAAAGGGUACAUUUUUGGCUUCUUGUUAUGUGAACAUUGUCCACACCUGUUUAAAAAAAGGAAAAAUUUCCAACUCUCCGACUCUAGAUUAUUAUUUUUUAGUGUCGAUUGUUUCUGUAAUUUAAUUAUUGCUUAUAUCAACUGAAGGUCUGAAAUGCAAAACACCCAUGUUCUUGCUUUUUAUUAUUGCUGUAAGGAAAACAUACUGCUUUGAAAAGCAAAGCAUUGAUUGCAUUGCCGUUACAUCAUUUGAUUGCUCUCUUUAAAAUAUAAUCAGCAGCUUAACUGCUUUUGAGAGAGAAAUUUAUACUAUUUGUGAACAAAAACAAAAGUGAAUAAUUGAUUAAAUGGUUAAUCUAUGCCAUUUUUUUGCAUUUGAUUGUUUCGGUGUGAAAUGUGAAGUAAAAUACUCAGACUUUGGCCGUCAGAAAAUUAUGCCCAUUAACAUAGUAGUGAAAAAGUGAAACGCUGGGGAUUGCAUUCACAUGUUGCAAGCAACAUGUCCAAUAAAGCUUCAUUAUUAGUGUCAACACAGUAUCAUGUACCAGGUUUAUUAUAAUAGUAAGCGUUAUACCUUCUGCUUUGGAAGACUGCUUAAACCCUUAGUUGAUCUGUUAAACUAUGCUGUACUAAAUUUCAAAAAAGUGAUCAUUCUGUGUUCUGGCCUACAUAAAAUGAGGCCGUUUAAAUUUUCAAACAAAUGAAACUGUUCCUUUUGAGACGUGUGACUUUCUUUGUUCAAAUGAAUCUUGAAGUGUUGUGAACAUUUAUAUUUACGCAAUUUUGCAUUAAAAUUUAUUGCUGCAAGCAUGCCGUCUUCACCCAAUAAAA
Clarias gariepinus (North African catfish) is the source of this 3527-nucleotide messenger RNA. RefSeq names its product membrane cofactor protein-like. Bases 325 to 1371 code for a protein of 348 amino acids. The transcript is spliced from 12 exons. The record is from RefSeq and is a predicted model, not a curated record. NCBI's taxonomy places the organism in Eukaryota, Metazoa, Chordata, Actinopteri, Siluriformes, Clariidae.